Messenger RNA from Chrysoperla carnea, 4954 nucleotides. Its product is annotated as protein Shroom. Gene Ontology annotation, cellular component: apical plasma membrane; adherens junction; apical junction complex. Gene Ontology annotation, molecular function: actin filament binding. The coding region runs from base 47 to 4915 and encodes 1622 amino acids. Gene Ontology annotation, biological process: actin filament organization. The transcript has 8 exons. NCBI's taxonomy places the organism in Eukaryota, Metazoa, Arthropoda, Insecta, Neuroptera, Chrysopidae. The record is from RefSeq and is a predicted model, not a curated record.
GACACCAAUGGACUCAAAAAAGAAAAGAAUGUUUAUUUGAGUGUAGAUGAUGAUGCCAUCACAUUCAACGCCGAAUCUCCAGCAAACUGGCGGUCGUAAUUAUGAUAGUAAUAAUUUUGAUUUGAUCCAAGAAACGCAAACAGCAUCUUCAUUUUAUCCAUAUUUACAAAAUCAAGCAUCAGUUGACAAUUCAACAUCAAUAUUACGUGAUGAAUACGAUAGUGGUGGUUCAUCAUCUCCACCAGCACCCCCUGUUCGGGACGCAUCUAGCUUAAAGAGUAUUAAGUAUGGACCAGGGCAUGAAAAAUUUCCAUCAUGGCCGGUUGCAGCUGCAAUUGAAACACCACAAGUAUUACGUGGACCCCCGAGUGGUGGAUCUCAUCGAUCGAAAUCAUGGACAGAUCAUACCAAUUAUCCAAAAGAAAAAGUUAUGACGUACACUAGACCAUAUAUGAAGCGUCCAAAUUCGCAACAAAAAUUAAAAACUGUACUGGAACGUUGUGAAAAAAUUCAAUCAGAAACGUUUGAAUUAAAACACGGAACUGAAAUGGAUGUUGUAUAUAUGCCAAAAGUGGACAGAGAAGGGAAAGCAUUAGGUGAUUUAGAUUAUAUGGUGCCAUCUCCUCCUGAACGAGACCUGAACAAUAAAAAUAGCCAACAACUAAGUCAAAAAGAGUUAGAAGAAUAUGCACGGUCAUAUCAAGAUCAACAAGCGUAUCACGUUCAACAACUAACUCAAGCAGAUCUUGAAAAGUAUACUCGAUCAUACGAGGAUGCAUUAGUGGCGCCUCAACAUCAAAAACAACCUUCAUACGCGCAAUCAGAAGGAUACCAUAGUUAUGUAUCGAGUACUGAUUCUAUGUCCACACCAUUUCUAGAUCGGUUACGACGUGAUAGUGAAGCUGUUAUAAAUCGUACUUCAACAUUAGCAUCUUCUGAAGGUAAUACAAAUAGUUGGGACGAUUCCCCAGAACGUGAACGCGAGAAUGAUAUUAUUGUGAAAAAUUGUCGAGAAGGUCGUGAUAGUGUUGUAACAACAUCGUCAGGUAGUGCAUCUUCCAGUGAAACAUUAAAGUGGCAUGGAUCUAUAAGUGAUGUGUCGGUAGCUAGUAGUUCUUGUACACAUAAUAAUUCGUCAAGACAAUUGAUUGCACAUAGUGCUAGAGUUCAAACUCCUCAAAGACAUAAUUCAGAAAGUGUUUUAUAUAUCGGUCCACCUAGUGAAUAUAAAGGUUCAGACAAUUAUGAAAAUAAUAGUGGCGUUCCAUGGCGAGAACAUGAAAUUCGAAAUAAUCAGCAAAAUAAAUUAAAAUUAUUUGCAGUGAACACGUAUACGGUGCAACCGAAUGAACAAUCACAAAACAUUCCUAUGAAUUCGUCAUCUACGUCUUCAAGUCAACAUUCGCAACAAAAUUUUCAAAGAUCUAGUGGCCAAACGGCUAGUCAAUCAUCUCUAAGUGUAGCAGAUCGUGUUAGUGAAUUAGAACGACAUCAAACAAAGUAUACAUACCUGGAUCCAGACAAACGACACAAAGUCUCUGAUCCAACUUUAAAAGCAAUUCAGAAGAAAGCAUUGUUAUCUUUCUAUGAACGACAUCAUCAUCCAGGAACUCCUACGAAACAGAAUUCAACCUCUUGGCGAUCCGAACCACAACUUACACAACCGUAUCCAAAAACUCAAUCACCACCACCACAGCCUCCGCCAAGACCAAAAGCUCGACCAGCAUCUCGAAGAGCAUCGUCAGCAUCGGAUUAUUCGAAAACUUCAUGGCUGGAAUCUGUCAAAAAACGAAAUAAUGAAAUGAAAGAAUUUCCAGCCCGACAUCAGCAUAGUAACAGUUGCGGGUCUUUAUCAAAUGACUUGCUGGGACCGGUGAUAAUGGGUCCAUCUAUAUCAAUUGAUGAUUGGGUACCGGAAAGACCACCCAAAAAUCCACAUUUAAGGACUGCGUUUCCUGAUUUAUUUCAAGAACGACGUGUUUCAAGUCCUGAUUUACCACCUCCUUCUCCUCCAACAGUUCUAGAAACGGAGGUUAUAAAUAACGAUGAACCAUUUCCACCUCCGCCACCGGAAAUUGAAGUGGAAUCGUGGUCAGCCGUUGACCUUCCUAAUUUUGAUAAAUCAUUUCAAAAUCGCCAAAGAUCUGAACAAAAUUCCUAUAGAGUUGUUGAUGAUAGACAUUAUUCUGAAAAUAAUAUUCGACAUAACAAAUCUGAUGAUAGACAUUUUUCAGAUAGUCGGCAACCUACUUACAGCCCACCAAAAUGCCUUGAAAAUUCGAAUCUAUCAUCGCAAUUACAUCGAAAUAUUGCAGCUCGAAACUCAGAUAUACGAAUGUCAGAAAGACGACAUAAUCGUCCAAUAUCUGUUCAAUUAAAUACACCAGAACGGAAACACAUUCUAAAAUCUCCUCGUUCUAUGGAAGAUCAAAGUAUAGUAAAACGUUCACCGGCAUUUGUGCGAUCAACAUCAUAUGAAAAGGACUCAAUGGUAGGAUUUGCUACGCAUCGACAAAUUAAAUUUCCUUCAGAACGUGCAAGCAUGAGACACUCCUCCACACAAAAACUGAUAAUCAAUGGGAAAGUAUCAGUGGCAGUUAGUCAAAAAGUUCAUAACGAUCCUGCUAUAUCAGGCCAUUUUCGUGCUGAACCGCUGAGGCCACAUCAAGUAUUACGUUCGCAUGAUACAAAUCUGAGAAAUGAAUCAUCUAACUUACCAUCAUUAGAUCAAGAAAAUUUUCGACCUAGAACGCAAUCAUUUAUUGAAAAUAGUUCGCAAAAUAACGGUCCCCUUUUACAACCAAGAUUAUCAAAAACAUAUCAAAGUAUGCGGCAAAUUUCAUCCAACCAUCAUCAACAACAGGAAAAUAUUCCGUUACCAAAAUAUUAUUCACCAAAUGCUAAGAAAAGUGCUCUUAAAAAAGAAAAGAAUAACGAGGAAAUAUGCCAUGAAAAACAAUCAGCGAAUAACACUCCUUUAAAUCAAUCCAAAAGUUCUUCAUAUCUCUCAUAUCGGGGUAAUCGUGAACGAGAUCCACAAGAGACGGAAUAUGGCAGCUAUAAACGAAUAUUAUCACCUGGUAGUAACAAACCAUUGGAAUGUACGACAACAACCACAACCACGACAACAGAAUGUGAACGAGUUACAGAAAUUAAUAAAUGGUCAUCAAAUUAUAUUCAUAAAACUGCUAUGAUUUCAAUUGAAUCGACAACGGACACAAACGAAUCUCAAAUUGUUAAUCGUAAUAAUAACAAUAAUUUAUACCAUCGAUUAACUCAAAAUGAUAAAGAUUUACAAAUGAAACAAUGUGACUCGCGAAAUAAUCCACCGGAUACAUCAUCUUGUUCCCAUUCGGCAUGUAAUUUACCAGACGUAUUACCAGUUAGUGCUAAAAUAUCCCCUCCACAUACUUUGUCAAUAGCUAAACCAUCUAGUUAUCGAUCUAAUGAAUCACCAAAAUUGCAUACAUCACCAAGUCUUUCUCCUAAAUCUACUGCUCUAAAUACAUCACUACAAAGUUCCUCAUUAGUUUCACCUAUUUCUCCAAUUUCACCAAUAGGCUGUUCUUCUUUCGAAAAAAGAUUAUCGGUCUCUUCAACGUCUUCCACAACACCGUCUAUUUCCUUUCCACAAUCGGAUUUAAUACUCCCAAAAUCUCCGGUGUUAUCAUCUCCUGAAGUAACAUAUUCUUCAUCGUUAUUGGUGUCACCUGAUGAAACAGAGGAGCAGGCUUCCCCCGUUUCAUUAAAUAAAAAUACAAGCAGUGAAGAUGGUUCAACAAGCUUAGACACAAAUUCAAUCGAAUCAUCUGCUAUGUCUCAAGUAACAGAAGGAUUACAAUUAAUACAAAGGACGGAAGUUGUGCUUCGAGUAAAUGCUUGUACAACUGAUACUGCAUCACAAACUGAUCUACAACGUGAUACAGAAACUUCCUCGCCCACAGCAAACAUUCGAACUCCACUUCUACCGUCACGUUCUAAACUUCAAGAAGAAAUUGAUUGUGAUCAACUGUCAAGGGAUUUAGCAAAUCAACUCUCGCCAUCCGAUAAAUUGAAAGGUAUUUUAGCUCCAGCACCCGAACAAAAGAAAUCUACAGAUUAUGUAAGUGGUUUAUUUAAAUUAGAAGUAACACGUCCGCGUUCUACAACAAUUACGAAUAAUCGUAGCGUCGCCACGGAGACAUCAACGCCACAGAUGAAAGAGAAGAGGCCACAUGCUCAAAAAUUACUUUCUUCAACUUACACUGAAUGUUCUAGUCCUUUAUCACCCACAUCUACAUAUUUCACCACCUCUGAACCAAAAGCCAAAUUCUUAACACAAUAUAGUCGUGAUAUGGCGCAAUUUAGUAGGAUGCAAGACACCAAAGGUCUUAACCAAAAGAAGGAAGAACUUAUGUAUCGAUUAGAUAAGAAAUUGGAGGUAUUACGAAGUGAACAAUUAGCCGUGAAUGAAGAAAGUCAUGUGAAUGAAACUUUAGGAACGAAAGUAUCUGAUCAUAUCACACGUGUAGCAAGACCACAAGAAAUAGCUAAAUAUCGAUUACACGUUGAAGAAGUUGGAAAAAUUACUAGUCUACUUUUGGGUCUUUCAGGACGUCUUGCUAGAGCAGAAAACGCUUUAAUGGGAUUACCAUCUGAUCAUUUAGAAAGGAAAAUUUUAGAAAAUAAAAGAGAUAAAUUACAAGAUCAAUUAGAAGAAGCGAAAAAAUUAAAAGAAAAUAUUGAUAAACGUAGUAUCAAUGUAUCAAAUAUUUUACAUAAGUACUUAAACGAUGAAGAGUAUGGCGAUUAUGAUCAUUUCAUUAAUAUGAAAGCAAAAUUAAUAAUGGAUGCUCGUGAAAUUGCUGAUAAAAUAAAAUUAGGCGAAGAACAAUUAACAGCAUUACGCGAAACUUUAAAUAUUAAGGUUGAUUAAUAAAUUUUACAUCUAAUUAUUUCUUCUUUUUUUUUUUAA